CGUCGUUCGGAUCGGUGACACUCCUGAUAGUCGAUUCCAGAAGCAAGAGCCACAUCGCUACGACCUGGGGGAGGAUCGCGCUCCUAAAAGUCCAGAAGACGACAUCGAGAGGUCUUCCUCGGGAGCAGUUAGGAGUCCUCCACCCUGAAGAGCCCCUUGGAAAGGGCUUCGUCGAGAAAUCCUACCUGGUGGUCGGUGGAAAUUUUUUCAAAGUUUGGGGAAAUCUGGGAAAAAGGGAGAGGCUGACCCCUGGGGUCCAGGGCAAGGGUGCAGCAAAGUGCAGGAGGCAAGAUGAUGCACGCCAUGAGCGACCACGCGGGGGGCGCCGGAAGUUUGGGGGUUGGUGUUCUUCCGUUUGAUGGCAUGGGUCUUUAUGAACAACCCAGGCCGAGGUUGGUCUUCAAGAUGCCGAGAGUCGUGCCCGAUCAGAAGGCCAAAUUCGAGAGCGACGAGCUCUUCAGGAGGCUCAGUCGAGAGAGCGAGGUGAAGUACACGGGAUUUAGAGACCGGCCGAUCGAGGAGCGUCAAGUUCGAUUCCAAAAUGCUUGUCGCGAGGGUCACACCGAAAUUGCAUUCGCAGCCACGGGGACCAAUCUUCAGCUGGUUUUCGGACCAACUUCCGGCGACUACAGCGGAGACCCGAGGGAGUGCGACUUCGACAAGGAGCAAGGAAAGAUUCACCUGCGAUCCCGCCUUAUCAUGAACGGCGUCUGCGUGAUAUGGCGAGGCUGGGUGGACGUCGAGCGUCUGGACGGCGUCGGCUGUCUGGAAUUCGACGAGGAACGAGCCGGCCAGGAAGACGCGGUCCUUCGGGACCAGAUCGACAGAUACAAUCAACGAAUCCGCGAAUUCGAGGAGAAGCAACGCGCCUUCAGGAGCGGGGCCUCGCAGCCUCCUCAUCUGAACCACCACCAUCACCACCACCAUGGGCACCAUGCCCACCACGUCGUGGGCACAGGGGCGACCGGGGUGGAAGCGCAUUUGGCGCAUCGACAGGACCCCGACAUGGAAGUCAGACUUCGAGCUUACUAAAAGUAACAUCCCGAAGGAACUCGGGAUUUUCCUGGCAGGGCCCAUCGAUCCGCCAAAGGCCCCAUAAUUUCGAAAUAAGUCACCCAAAACCACCAUAUCCUCGGGCGGAGUCGAAAAGCCCCGACUUUGGACCGUGCCACCGAGUCCAAUUUUUUUUUCACAUUGAAAAAAGAAAAAACCUGGUUUAACCCUCUCACGGGAGAAUCGACGAAAUUCCGCUUAUUAACAACCGGGGGUGGUUUUAAAAAUGUAAUGCAAUUUUUUGGGGGGAAAUUUUUUUUUAUCGAGGGAGGGAUGGCAUUUUCUUUUGCAGUUCUGUCUCGAGCGCUGUUCUGUCUCGAGUCCAAUUUUUUUUUUCACAUUGAAAAAAGAAAAAACCUGGUUUCAUCCUCCCACGGGAGAAUCGACGAAAUUCCGCUUAUUAACAACCGGGGGUGGUUUUAAAAAUGUAAUGCAAUUUUUGGGGGGGAAAUUUUUUUUUAUCGAGAGAGGGACGGCAUUUUCUUUUGCAGUUCUGUCUCGAGCGCUGUUCUGUCUCGAGUCCAUUUUUUUUUCACAUUGAAAAAAGAAAAAACCUGGGUUAACCCUCCCACGGGAGAAUCGACGAAAUUCCGCUUAUUAACAACCGGGGCGUGGUUUUACAAAUGUAAUGCAAUUUUUUGGGAGAAAAUUUUUUUUUAUCGAGGGAGGGACGGCAUUUUCUUUUGCAGUUCUGUCUCGAGUCCAUUUUUGUUUUUCACAUUGAAAAAAGAAAAAACCUGGUUUAACCCUCCCACGGGAGAAUCGACGAAAUUCCGCUUAUUAACAACUGAGGCGUGGUUUUAGAAAUGUAAUGCAAUUUUUUUGGGGGAAAUUUUUUUUUAUGGACGGAGGGACGGCAUUUUCCUUUGCAGUUCUGUCUCGAGCGCUCCUCGGGAUUAUGGGGGAAUUUCCAGAGAAAUGCCCCAUGAAAAACCCACUGUUACCUGAAGAAGAGAUUUAAAUUGGCACCGGCUCGAGGAAAUCUCGCGUCGACUGGACGCCUCCCGUGCAAUGGUUACUAAAUUAUUUCCUAUGAUUACGUUUUAUGGUUAAGCUUCCCCGUGUAGACGUAGCGGUGAGAGAAAGUCUUCCGAGGAAUUUCCAUCUAUCUGGGAGGAUGUACGGUGAUUUCUCCACUUUCUCAGGGUGGACGGGAUUUUAUUGUUUAUUCGACGCUUGACGACACCACUGUAGGAGAAGUGUUCAUAAAUAAUUCGUAAAUAGUGGGAGUAACUCCUGAAAAAAAUCCGGGGAUUUUCUCUCAGUAUGAUUUCUAACUAACCGUUGAUCGUAGGUUUACUAAUCCCGCUAAUCGACCCCAAAGAGUCUUGAGUCUGGUUUAUGGGGAAAAGGAAUUGAAUCUUCGAGGAUCGUCAACUGCGUUUGCGUUACUUAAUUAAUGCACUAUAACGUAAUUCCCUUCCCUGUGUGAAUCAUAACCCGUUCCGAGUCGGAGUGAGUCAGAAGAGAGAGACGGAGUGCGCGGCGAUGCGCGAGUCAGAGAGAGAGGGAGAGAUCGAGAGAAUGCGUUUACACGAGAGAACCGGGGAAUGAAAGAGA
Molecule: messenger RNA, 2613 nt
Organism: Orussus abietinus
Lineage: Eukaryota; Metazoa; Arthropoda; Insecta; Hymenoptera; Orussidae
Product: protein big brother
Exons: 3
Coding region: 292-1032 (246 amino acids)
Biological process (GO): regulation of transcription by RNA polymerase II
Cellular component (GO): core-binding factor complex; nucleus
Molecular function (GO): transcription coactivator activity; sequence-specific DNA binding
Source: RefSeq, a predicted model, not a curated record